GUUUUCUGGCUGUUAUGUACCGAGUGAUGUGCCUCGCCAAUCAAGUCUCUGUCACCAUUUUGCACAGAUAAUGCGCGCGGACAUGGUGUGGGCACGGAGCACUGCGCACGCGAGCUGUGCAGCCGACGGCACCAGCGGCCAGCACGCCAGCCGCCGCUCGUGUCCACGUUGCGGCGCACACCAAGCGGUGAGAGUCAGGGAUCACGGCGAGCGACAGCGUGGUAGGCGUCCGACGACGUGCGUAGCCAACAGAGACGCAGAUGCAGUGCCUUGCCGAGCUUCCGGUCCGAAGUCUAGGCUUCGAGUUCCAGCACCAAAUGGGAGUCUGACUGUGCGGCGCGCGCGUGUACGGCGCACGAGCGCAUCCGCGAUGCCGCACCGCUCGGCUGAGACCGCUCAGUAAGGCAGCCUCGCCUUGCGUUCAACGCCGCAAUCUGCAGCACAUAGAAGGGGCCUGCCUGGGACAGUCUCUGUCCCUGUCCCUGGGCUCACUGAUGCAGAAGUGGCAUCGCCCAAGACAACAAUCAAGCACGAUGCAUG
Molecule: messenger RNA, 540 nt
Organism: Tilletiopsis washingtonensis
Lineage: Eukaryota; Fungi; Basidiomycota; Exobasidiomycetes; Entylomatales
Exons: 1
Coding region: 83-403 (106 amino acids)
Source: RefSeq, a predicted model, not a curated record